AUGAACAAUAAGAAACAAGCAGCUUCACAGGACAUUUUUGGAAGAGACUUGUCUUACCUUUUGGCCUGUCACCCUCGACUAAAGCGAUUAGGCGAUAUAGAUCUGUAUUCUCAUGAGGCGGAAAGCGGAUACACUCCAUUGCAUGUGUGCUUAAGGAACGGAUAUUUACAAAAGGCUUUCAAGCUGUACGAGAGAUGGAAAAGGCAGCGUGUCGCAGACUACAGUGCGAAUCAGAAAAGCGUUUGGGACCUCAAAGAUCGCGAGGGCCUCACACCUAUUGAACUCUACCAAUUUGACAAUGACAUUUGGAAUUACCAAAAGGUUCCGGAGACUUUGUUUCCCGAGCUCAAUGAUGUCGAGGAUACUGACCCUCUAGGCGGCGAAAUGAGGUGGGAGAAGAGACAUCAGGGAAGUCAGUCAACGAGGCGUGAAAGGCAUAGUAUCAGGGACAUGCGGUAUGCUUGUCAACAAUUGCGCGGUGGCCGCGAACUGUUUACGACAGGCUCCAAUGUAAAUCUACAGCUUGGUACCGGCGAUUCUGAAGAUAGGCAAGAACUGUUCAAGUUCAAUGAAUACACGCUGUCAGCUUUCGAUCCACGGUACAGGGCUCGGUUCAAAAUUGUCAUGAUGAGAAGAUACCACUCGCUCAUACUGACCGCUGAUGGUGAUGUUCUUACAGCAGGAAACGGAAGCAGAGGGAGACUUGGAAAUGGCAGCACCCAGUUAUCUAAUCUGUGUCACACGAAAGUCGAGCUGGAUUUCCAUCGAGUCCAUCAGCUAGAUAGCAGUGACCACCAUUCCAUUGUACUGACGACAGGUGGCGAAGUUUUGACUUGGGGAUGGAACCGCUUUUCUCAACUGGGCUACUCCACUACAUCUGUCAAUUGUAAAAAGACUGAUUUUUCGGCAUUGGAUAACACAUGCAGUACAAAACCAAAAAAGGUAGGCAGCUCCCCUUGGAAGAAAACUUUUUCUUCGAGCGCAAAGUUCGUAAGUUGUUCUAAGGUUCAUUCCUGUCUUCUUGACGAUCAAAAUAAUCUAUAUUGCUGGGGACUGAAUGUGGGCCAAAUGGGAACAUCAAAAAGUUGCAACGAUGAUUGUAACUCAGAAUUUAUGGGUCACAAGGGCAAAGUGGUUGCAAGUCCUAUGAUGACGAAACUGCCACCUUUUGUGCAAGACGUGAAACAGCUUUCAUGCACCGAGUUCGUUACCUUUAUCCUCUAUGGGGAUAACCAGUUAUGCGUCCUGAAUAAUUUCAAGAUAUUGAAGUUUAACAUCCCGAAAAUAGUUUCGAAGCAAGCCUUCUCGAACCAAUUUGACGUUUUUACUCCAAAUUCAUUGAGUAAGAAGAACAGGGUCGUUAAGAUCAAAAGUACGCAUUCACACGGCAAUAACCUGUGCGUUCUGUACGAAAGUGGCAGUAUAGGAAUUCUACAAUCGAGCUAUCUACACAGCUCCGCCCAUGGUUGGUCAAAGCUUCCUAACUCAUUGCCGAUCACCCAGAACUGGGUUCCGCAUUACGGCUGGAAUAAAUGUCUCGAUUUCGAUGUGUCCACUGACGGUCAAGUCAUCUUAUGUACAGUGGGGGGUUGCAUUUACAAAGCCACUACUGGAUCAAGCUUUUCAUUCAAGCAAUUCAAAAACAACAAACUUAUCUCUGGAAAAGUGACUAUGGUGAGCUGUGACUCGCGAUUUUCAUCCUUCGCAGUCAUAAAAGAUGAGAUUGAUAUGAUUCCUACGGCAUUUCCCAAACAAAACCUCUACAAUGAUAUAUCCUCAUUUUCUCCUCUUACCAUGGCCUCUGCCCCUUCGAAGAAACUUAAUUCAGAGCCCCUGAGUUAUAGAACACAGAAACGGGAGGCAUCUAGCUACAUCCUCGAGAACUUCGUUAAAGGCAGGGUCCACGAGAGCAAGGACUCUCCUUCUUCACCACACUACGAGGCUGAAUAUACAGGAGCCGAACCUACUACGGGAGAUCAACUGUGGAAGUUGUUCCAGAAUAGGUGGGCAAGAGCUGAUCAGCCCACCCACCGUGAAUACCUUGCAAAAGGUCUCUCCAGGGAGUGGGAGCCCACGCUGACGGGCAGUGUAGAUUUUUCGCAAUUUGAUGUCAUUUUUGUGGAUAGAGCCACUUAUCGUUACAUUGGUGCAUGUCAUCGAAUAUUGCUUGAAGCAAGAGUUCCUCUUCUUGUUGCAAGCUUGGCUGAGUUCGGAAUGUUUUCUCCUAAAAAUGACAGUGGCAUUUCGUUCCAGUUAAAGGGCGAGUUGUAUCCAACAAAUGGUAAGACCGUUGUGGAAGUCAGCUCUGGAAGGCUUAUACCCGAAUCCCUUUGCUAUGCCUUGCAUUAUCUUUAUACGGAUAGUGUUCCCACAGUUUCCAAUUUGCCUGGCACGACGAAGAAGAAGGAUCUUGAGACUUCGAUUAAAAUAUUUGUCAAGGCAUUGGACCUUCAUUUGAGCACUUUUAGAGGCGACCAGCUUUCGUUUGCUCUUUCUAAGAUUCUAGACCAUUCUUUGGGAAGUGGCAACUCUCUGCUUCGGACAUGUCCCGAUGUCAAAGUACGAUUAUCGGGAGAAAAUGUUGUUGAGGUGCAUUCGUUCAUGCUGCAGAGCAGGAGUGCUUACUUCGCGACAUUGUUUUCCGAAAACUGGGCUAAACGUGUACGCCAUACAGCAGAGAUCAACAUGCCGCACGUCUCACACAAUGAGAUGACGUGCAUUUUAAAAUAUAUUCAUGGAAUUUCGUUUCAGGAUCUUUUCACUCAUUGUCAUUUUACUGAUUAUAAGUCUUUCGUUAAUUUCGUACUGGGAGUAAUUCAAGUAUCUGAUGAGUGGAUGAUGGCCGAUCUCAAGUACUACCUCGAGACUACCCUAAUAGACUAUAUCGACGCAAGUACAGUGAUGGUGAUUCUCGUUAACGCCCAUCGCUUGCUUUCUAAGACGCUUCUAAUAGAAUGCUGCUGGUUCAUCCACCACAAUAUUGGACUACUGUUCUCCGAGGAGAACUCCAAAAUUAUUGAGGAGUUUUUCGAUUCGCAUUUGUGGGCAUACUUGGAGGGUUUCAUUUCAAGAGCUAAAGUUAUAAAUGGCAAAGCUAUAAGCAAUACAUCAUAUGAAGACGAAAAUCAGAUGGACCACUUAAUAAGCCUCUUUCAAGAAAGUCGGCCAAAGUUCAAUGACAUAUUUAUGAACCCUUCUGAUCGAUUUGAGCCCAGUUUUGAUUUAGGUCUUCCUCUUAAGCGGCCAACUGGUGCGAAACUCUCUACAGACCGCCGAAGGUCAUCCUCUAAUAGGAAAGCAUCUUUGUCGCAAGAGGAUCUGAUCAAUGUGCGGCGACCUUCAUCUAAUUCCGCGGAGGCCAGAGGACUGGAGAUUGCAGGGCUGGACUUCAGUCUCUUGACGAAAUAUAAUGAGGAAGCCAUUGGGCACGAUUUUUCAGAUUUGGAUGAUCAGGGCUUUGUCACAGUUGGGAAAAGCAGGCGGAGGGCAUCGAAAAAUCGAAAUGAUGAAGCAUCCAUUGCAGAUGAAUGGGGGCCAUCAGUUUCUGGCAAGGAAAACCCGCGUGACAGCCUCAAUAUGGCAAAAUUCGAAGGUCCUACUUCUUCCAUCAUUAAAGAAUAUCCGUUGGACACAGAAUCGAGGGUGAAGGCUUCUACUACAAAGUUGACGCGCCAAACUAUGUUCCCCUCUCUUUCCAAUACAUCCCAAGGGCCGCCCGCAGCGCCAUCCCCACGGCCAUCAUCUGCUGAUGGCUCUAAAUCCAACAGCGCUACCUUCUCCGGUGUCAAAAAGUUGUCGCAAAAGGAACGAAUUAAACUUGCUGCGGAAACCAAUACGGACCCUCCAAUUGAAAAGAAGGCUGUCUGGGGUGGCAACUCUUCCAGAAAGUCCUUCGCGGCCACUCAGACAUUAAACGCAGCAUCCUCUGCGAAGUUUCCCUCUCUAUCUAAGUCUCUUAAGGAGCAAAACAUUAAGAAAAAACCUUCAUCUGUUGGCCUUACAAGCAUGGGCGAAAGCUCUGCUAUCCCCCUGUACCUGGCCAACGCAAAGACUUCUCCCCCGAAACCGGCCAGAUCUCUCAAAGAUGCAAUUGAAGAAGAGCGUUUUGCAAAGUGGUGGGCCGAGGAGUCUGAAAAAGUCCAGCAGCAGCUUAAGAAUCAAGAAACAGAGGUGCCCCAAAAUGGCCAAGGGACGUCUAACGCAGAUCGAUCUUUUGGGACGGGUGGAUCCAAGGAGCGCUACAAAGCGGGGCGCUCUCGUAAGCCUCUGAAAAAAGAGCGACCAGGGGCAAAGGCGGCCAUUUAA
Molecule: messenger RNA, 4305 nt
Organism: Lachancea dasiensis
Lineage: Eukaryota; Fungi; Ascomycota; Saccharomycetes; Saccharomycetales; Saccharomycetaceae
Source: the annotation of a GenBank genome assembly